Messenger RNA from Stomoxys calcitrans (stable fly), 660 nucleotides. RefSeq lists its product as uncharacterized. The transcript is spliced from 4 exons. The record is from RefSeq and is a predicted model, not a curated record. Lineage: Eukaryota; Metazoa; Arthropoda; Insecta; Diptera; Muscidae. Bases 1 to 660 code for a protein of 219 amino acids.
AUGUUGGCCUAUGACAGCCAAACCAAUGAGAUUUUCGAUCCAAUGAAAGAAAUUGUAGCCAAGACAUUUGUAAAGAACUCUCUAGUACAUCGCAAAAGCAUUGGAUUGCUGCUUCAGUUAUAUUCACAUUACAGAAGAAUGAUGUGUGCUAUAUCGCUAAAGUUUUUAAUAAUUUCACUACUUUACCAAGAGGUUAAGUUAAUUAUUCAAAUUGAUCGGAUUAAUUGCUCUUCCAACAAUGUGGCGUUUUCGAGCUUCGAAAUGUGUCGAUUGAGAUACUAUAAAGCAAAUUGUCAGGAAUUUUCAUUUUAUAUAAAAAUGCUAAAGACUGUUACGCAUUGUGACACAAGGUUGGAAGCCAUCUACCUAACACCCAAAAUACCCGUAAAACUGCUCAACCUGUCCUUUGAUGCCUGUGAGAUAUUACAAAGUUCCAAGAAAUUUUCGGCGGCCAGGCGAAUUUUCGACAUAGUUGCCAAGAAAACUAACUUCAAUCACACGUGCCCAUAUGCGCACAAUGUUUUUGGAAGCAAUAUUACACUGGAUUCUAACCAAAUUCCAUAUGUACAGUUAAAUGGAAAAUAUUCCGUUAAAGCCACUUUCAAUAUUAACCACGGUGCAAAUAUAAUCGUAGUCGAAGGAUUUGGAAAAGUGGUUUGA